AUGAAUCGAUGGCAGCCCCUCUUUCGACGGAGCUAUGAUUCCAUUGUCUCGUCAGUGUUUGCUCUUUCCGUUCGACACAUGAGCAAAUACAUGUCGAAGCAAGCAACCAAGCGACAGCCCCUCACCACAAAACGAGCUCGAAAAGGUUACUACAAAGGCAAAGGGGGCACCAAAGAAGGUCGACUGACGAGCAAAGGAAAAUUCAUUGUGGAUCCCUUGAAGCGUUUGCAGUUAAUUGUCCCAGAUUUGGAAGGAUUCAAGCUCAAGCCGUAUGUCGCCCUUGGCGUCCCCAAAGAAGCUCCUGAAAAUAGAUCUGAACAAAUGCCUUCGUCCCACUAG
This is a messenger RNA of Seminavis robusta, 339 nucleotides long. The record is from the annotation of a GenBank genome assembly. Lineage: Eukaryota; Bacillariophyta; Bacillariophyceae; Naviculales; Naviculaceae.